AUGGAUAAUAUUUGGCGCCAUUUGCGAACUUACUGCUUGAACAGCACAAUAGUCGGACUCAAGUACUUUUAUAUCUAUCCGGAUAAACUGUCAAGAUGUUUCUGGGCAGUAAACGUGAUUUCCAUGAUGGUCAUGUCAUAUUCUAUCACCUACUGUCUGUACAAUCGUUUUGAAGAAAUGCCGAUUAGAAUCGCCAUAGAGAACCAGUUCGAACCAAUGAGGAACCUUCCCUACCCUGCCAUCACUCUGUGUACCCCAAACCAGGUUACCAUAUCCUCCCUGGAGUAUUUAAAGAUCAGCCUGACUAAGGGUAACACAACGAAUUUGGAAUCAUAUCUACCGCUAGUUUUAGGCUUCUACGAAUAUGUUGAUAUCACGGACCAGACACGUGACAACUUGAAAAUUUUCCAGGAUUUAUUAGACCAGAAUAAAUUCUCCGUUCCAGAGCUGCUGGGUCGUGUGCCUCAACAGUGUGUUAAGUUCCUGAAGCGCUGUUACUUAGAACGCAAGGUGUACAACUGUACAGACCUCUUCAAACCGAUCCUGACCGCGCGCGGGUACUGCUGUACCUUUAACAAUAACUAUAUGUUUAAUCGCAAGAUGAAUACCAAAUAUCGGAACUUCAUCAACCGCACAGUGAAAGCCACGGGAAUCUCUAACGCAUUGAUUGUGGUCACUGACUACGAUAUAGAAGACUCCAUGACUGACACACUACUGAACGCUGGAGCAGUCCCGGUGAUGUACACAGACUGGACGGAGUUUCCAUCCGACGACGAAUUGUCCUACAUCGAGAGUUACGGCGAGUCAUUCCAUACCAUCACAGCUACUUACACGUACUGCUCUGAUGAGGUCAAAUCGCUGCCUGUGAGGAGGUAG
This is a messenger RNA of Spodoptera frugiperda (fall armyworm), 876 nucleotides long. Its product is annotated as sodium channel protein Nach-like. Gene Ontology annotation, molecular function: ligand-gated sodium channel activity. Gene Ontology annotation, biological process: sodium ion transmembrane transport. The transcript has 6 exons. The record is from RefSeq and is a predicted model, not a curated record. Bases 1 to 876 code for a protein of 291 amino acids. NCBI's taxonomy places the organism in Eukaryota, Metazoa, Arthropoda, Insecta, Lepidoptera, Noctuidae. Gene Ontology annotation, cellular component: membrane.